AUGGAAAUGAAACUGUGGGAGGAUUUGGUGGUGAAUCAGUGGAUGGUUGAUGUGAGAUCUGAGUUAAAGAAAGCUAUAGAAACCACUCCCAAACAAAGACCAUGCCCCCAAAGGAGUCCGGGUAGUCCCGCCGAGCGCCAUUUGUUUUCCCUCGAUCAAGGAGGGAGAGAGAGAGAGAGGGAGAGUGCGGCCGAAGCUGCUCGGGCUAUUCCCGCACAACCGCUGCGAACUUCUGCGCCUUCGCAGCCUCGUCCUGCGCAAGGAGCGACCAGGACAGAACAGGUCGCUCCGGCACCUGCUCGCCCCAGACGGAAGGCUCCGACCCAAAGGUCCAAGAAGAGGAAACAGGUCCAGGUCGAAGAGUCUGAGACCGAAUCCGAGGAGGAGCCUCUGAGGACGCGCCAAGAAUCCAGGAGGUCGGGAAAAGAACCCGCGAACGAGGCGGUGACUGGCAACAAGGCGAAGGACGCGCCUGUUUUGGACUCGUUGGGGAGUCUGCCCGAGUACCUGCAGCCAAUUGUUUAUGGCCUGCUCGAGUGCGAGCUAUCGGAGUCGUACGGCGAAUUUGCAGACACGGGCGACGACCUGAUGGCCACCUCGUUCCAGCAUCUGAGCAAGGGGUUGCUUGCGAUGAGGAUGUCCAUGGAGAAGACGCGGCUGGGGGCCGCAAAGGGAACGAGCGACCUGGAGGCGGAGGUCGCGAAGCUGAAGCAGAACUUGGAGUCCGUUGAGGCGGAAAGAACCCAAGCGUUCGAAGCAGCGAAUAGGUAUCUGAACCAAAAGGACGCUGCUCAGCGAACAGUGGACUUCCAGAGGGCGGAGCUCGAUCGGCGUGCGGAAGAAGUCAGAGAACUUCAGAGGACAACCGUCAGGCUCUCUAGGGAGGUCGGAGAAAAGGACCAGGAGCUUCAGGCGACCUUCGCACGGGCUCAGCGAGCUGAAGAGAAUAGGCAGGUCUCCGAGCAGGAAAGGCUAGCUCUUGAGGCCGAGCUCCAGGAGAGUCGGGCGAGAGUCGCUUCUCUAACUGAUGAAAUGCAGAAUCAGUCGGAGGAGUUGGAAGAAAAGGCCGCGGACUGGGCGAUAGGGUGUAUCUACACCCUGCGAGCAAGGAACCCGGAUUUGGACAUGUCCGCCCUCCCGGAGGGUUGGCAGGCGACCUUGCGGAUAAUGGCCGAAGAGGACGACCAGGCUGCCGCGGCCGCCCAGGGACCCGACCAGGCGGGUGGCUCUGGCUCGAAGGAUCUCCCCGACCAGCCUUAGGCGUAAUGAACUGUCUUUGUUGUAAUCGGG
Messenger RNA from Pistacia vera, 1290 nucleotides. Its product is annotated as eukaryotic translation initiation factor 5B-like. Lineage: Eukaryota; Viridiplantae; Streptophyta; Magnoliopsida; Sapindales; Anacardiaceae. Bases 1 to 1260 code for a protein of 419 amino acids. The transcript has 3 exons. The record is from RefSeq and is a predicted model, not a curated record.